This is a messenger RNA of Pristis pectinata (smalltooth sawfish), 3130 nucleotides long. RefSeq names its product septin-4-like. Gene Ontology annotation, molecular function: GTP binding; GTPase activity; molecular adaptor activity. The record is from RefSeq and is a predicted model, not a curated record. Bases 46 to 1431 code for a protein of 461 amino acids. Gene Ontology annotation, cellular component: cell division site; septin complex; synaptic vesicle. The transcript is spliced from 11 exons. Lineage: Eukaryota; Metazoa; Chordata; Chondrichthyes; Rhinopristiformes; Pristidae. Gene Ontology annotation, biological process: cytoskeleton-dependent cytokinesis; regulation of exocytosis.
CAUUUUCUGAAGGAGGACUCGGAUGACUCUGAAGUAGAAUGGAUAAUGAAAGAGUCUGCCAAUGAGAAAUACCCUGUGUGUGUUAUCCAAGGGAAUUCUCCAAUAAAUGUAAUAUACCAAGAAAACAUAGAGAACAAACCUGGAUUGGGAAUAUCAGAACAGUUGAGUUCAAGUUCACCAGGAACAUCAGAUGUAGAAAAAGAGCAGUUCUGGAAACAGCCAUUCAGAGUUCAGCAGGGUGAUGGCCUUCUUGUUGCUGUUGAGUCGAUGUCACAGAACUCCACAUCCAGACCAAAGAGUCCCUGGGGAAAAUUGGACCCGUACGACUCAUCUGAGGACCAGGAGAAAGAGUAUGUCGGUUUUGCAACAUUACCCAGCCAGGUUCAUCGCAAGUCCGUCAAGAAAGGGUUUGAUUUCACACUGUUGGUGGCAGGAGAAUCGGGUCUUGGGAAAUCAACGCUGGUCAACAGCCUUUUCCUCACGGACUUGUACAAGGAGAAGGAUUUCCUCAACACAGAAGAGAGGAUUACCCAGACAGUUGAGAUCACCAAACAUUCGGUAGAAAUUGAGGAGAAAGGGAUCCGACUUCGGCUCACAAUUGUGGACACACCAGGAUUUGGUGAUGCGGUCAAUAACCAGGAAUGCUGGAAACCAGUUGCAGAUUACCUGGACCAACAGUUUGAGCAAUACUUUCGUGAUGAGAGUGGCCUGAACAGGAAAAACAUUGUAGACAAUCGAGUUCACUGCUGCCUUUACUUCAUCUCUCCUUUUGGACAUGGGUUACGCCCAUUGGAUGUGGAAUUUAUGAAAGCUGUGCACGAGAAGGUGAACAUUGUUCCGAUCCUUGCCAAAGCUGACACACUGACUCCUGCAGAGGUUAACAAAAUGAAAGCAAAGAUCCGUGAAGAAAUUAAAUCCUAUGGGAUCAAAAUCUAUCAAUUCCCUGACUGCGACUCUGAUGAGGAUGAGGAAUUUAAACGGCAAGAUCAGGAAUUGAAGGACAGCAUCCCAUUCACUGUGAUUGGUAGCAACACUGUGGUUGAAGCCAAAGGAAGGAGAGUUCGAGGACGACUGUAUCCCUGGGGAAUCGUAGAAGUGGAGAAUCCAGCUCACUGUGACUUUGUGAAGUUACGAAACAUGCUGAUCCGAACACACAUGCAGGACCUGAAAGAUGUGACACGUGAUGUGCACUAUGAAAACUACCGAGCACAGUGCAUCCAGAGCAUGACCAGGAUGGUAGUGAAAGAGAGGAACAGGAACAAACUUACCAGGGAGAGUGGCACAGAUUUCCCAAUUCCCAUUGUAUCAGGUCUGACGGAUAAUGAGACAGAGAAAAUAAUCCGGGAGAAGGAUGAGGAGUUGCGGCGAAUGCAAGAAAUGCUGCAGAAGAUUCAGCAACAAAUGCAUGGGCAGAAUCCCGAAGGAUUGUAGCACGUGGAGCUUGCCGUUUGCUUCAGGGAUUCGAGGUGUUUACAGGGUUCAUCCCUGCCUGAGGGUAGGGAGACUGUUCCUACACGCAAAGCUUUGGACUUGGAGCUCCGUCUGUCUCAAUAAUUAACUUCAAUAUUUAACAUCCCACCUAGCACUGGGAGGAAAUUCAUCCAAUUUAUUAGUCCCACUAAUUUAAAGCACUUAAAACAGUAGGAAACCAACUUAGGUUAAUAGCUGCAAUAAAUGUUGGGUGUUGUGCUAAAUUUGAGGUAUUUUCAACAUGCUUUAAUUAUCCCAUUUUGCUUUAUUGAAAGUAGGCUUGAUCUUUCUUUUCCCAGACUUUAAUAGCUAUGAUCUAUCCUGAUGGUAAAAUAAUUGAUUUUACUGCUAUUAUCUUCAUAGGGUUUCUAAUGUGGCUAGACUUAUAAAACUGCAUCAGUAUGAAUAUUUGUGGUCAGUGUUUAAGUCAUGGAUAGUAUCCAGCAGAGAUUUCCACAACAUUUUGACAGCACAAGCUUUCUAUUCGUCGCUUUAAACUUCAGAUUAAAGCUGAGGCACUUGUAACGUCAGAAUCUCAUCCUUGCAUCUUUUAGAACUUGCUGGAUGGCAACUUUACUGGAAGGUCUGAAGCACUGAGAUCCAGGGAACAAGAACAAAUGGGAGAGGUCACUGAAAUACAAAGCAAAGCAUUUGAAAUUCAGGUGAAACUCGCUGGAAAUAUGAAAAAGCACCAAAAUCACACCAGGCUAUUAAUACUUAAAAGAAACAUAUGCAGCAGGUCAGGCAGCAUCAGUGGAGACAAACAUGUCACUGACCUUAUCAGGACAUUAAUAUUGGAAGCCAUGCAAGAACAUUGAGCAAGGUAGCAAACAACUUAAUGCUCCCCUUAAAACCGAUUUUUAUUUUGAGAUGUUAAAAAUUAUGUACUGUAAAAGUCACUUAUUAAUAUUUAAAAUUGAGUACCUAUUAUCUAAACUUAAGUUAUUAAAAAUGUACACAAACCUCAUGGGUUGCAGUCAGGUCCUUCAGGUGGACUGUGGACUCUCCUAGCGCCAGACUCAAAUACCGUGCUCCUUUUGAAGAGAAGUAAUGAGGUUGGGGUAGCCCACUGCUCAGUGGGCAAGUUGGAUCACCUGGUGUGAUCCCCACCCACACAGGUUUGGGCCCUGGACUCUUACCAGGUUUUCUACUCUCGGUCAGGGCAGUGGUGAGGGGGUCCAAGAAUGACGCUUGGAUCAGGAGAAUUGAGCCAAGGUUUCAUUGCUUUCUACUGCUGGGUACUUUGUGGUGGUGGGGGGGGGGGGGUGGGAGGUGGAGGCGCGCAGGGGUGGGGGACAGGGAUUCAGCCAGGUUUACAUGUGUUAUUCCCAACUUCAAUCUAACCCCCCAGUGGUAUCUAUAAAGAAUGGCCAUUUAGGUUAAGUGAUGGAGAGCAGCAAUGGCCUAUGAAACAGUACUCCAGCAUAUGCUACUAAUGCAAGGAGAAUGACAUAGAAACAAAAAAACAGAAAAUAAAACCUCCAAACUAAAGUCCACUGUUUCUAAAGGUUCUCUGAAUGAAAUGAUUGUUGGGUGGUAGAUAUUUUCACAACCAAGCACGAACCAGUCAUUAGCUCCAUGUGUUUAGGUACUGUGUUUUCCCAAUUCAGUGAGACUGCUCUCUGGUAAAUUGCUACAAUUUGAAUAAAUACAGCUAUUA